Molecule: messenger RNA, 2352 nt
Organism: Cylas formicarius (sweet potato weevil)
Lineage: Eukaryota; Metazoa; Arthropoda; Insecta; Coleoptera; Brentidae
Exons: 13
Coding region: 199-2352 (717 amino acids)
Source: RefSeq, a predicted model, not a curated record
AGUUUGAAAGGUUUUGCCGCUUAAUGUUGCUUCAUAAUUUGUCGCAGUUUUCGAUUCAAGUAGACCACUGAGUAGAUCAUCAGGAACCAGCAACUAAGUCGAGACUCGAACCGCCGAUACAAGACUCUUCGUCGACAGCAACGCAUUAAAAGAUCGUCCACUAGAUAGCAUCACGGGUCUGCGUCGUCAGAAUGAACGAUGGCGGCGCAGUUGCCGUCUCCGCGCCUACGCCAUUACAGGACUAUGACGGCGAUUUGUUUUGUUUGCAAUUUACCGAUUCUGUCGCAUCAAGUUGGCCUGGUUUGGCAGGGAGGCAACGGUUGGGAUGACCUAGUUCGAGAACAGCUGGAAGAAUCCACCAUCCGCCAGCGCUUAGGUGGUCGGCGAGAUUCAGCUACGCAAAUAUGCUCAAUCUCCCCGCCCACGGAAACGCAAGAGACCUCACCUCCCGCACCUGGCCGACGAAGACGGUCAUCUCUAGCACAACUCACAGAUAUCCUCCGCGAAUGGGGUGGCAACAAGAAACAACAGAAACAGCUCCACCGAAGAGAGACCUUGGCGGAUCUUGCCAGGAGUCUGCCGUGGGGAAGACAAUCAACCACAGAGUCUGGACCGACACCUAGCAUUUGCACCAAAAAACGAAGGGAAUCGAGUGCCGACUCGGGCAUUAGGAGUAUGGGUUCUAAAUCUCGACGGGAUUCCCACCAUACCGCCAUUUCCGACUUCAAGACUGAAGUAGCGAAGCUGUGGCAGCGGCGCGAAUCAGUUUGCAAUGUGGUUAGCCCCAGUUCCGCAACUGCCAGACGAGAUAGCGGGGAGUCGGCUCGUAGUGGUAGAAGGGAUUCAACAUCUUAUUCGCAUCAGGCUUCAAGGAGGGGUUCGGGAGAAAGCGGAAAAAGCAAAACGGAAGUUUUCGAGUGGCUUUCUUGUUUACCAGAUCUCUUAAUCCUAUGGAUAAGAUCAAGAGAAAGAUUAGAGCUCGUCAAAAAUAACCCUGGUGCCACAGAGCCACUUAUACAAGCGGUAUUAGCGGAAUGGGCAAAUGUUCCCCAAGAAGAAAUUAACACUUUGAUGCAUAGCAUGACUCGUCGCGACGUCGGCGAUUCUAGAGGUAGAAGAGAUUCCACAACAAUAAUUCCCCCACCUCCACCGCCACCGAAAAUUGUCGCUGCUCAACGCAAAAGACGCGACUCCAGAGGCAAAGUCGAGCCUCCUUCAUACUACAGACAAGAGCAGAGGCCUUCGACCUCUUCAACCGCUUCGGAUUCUGGUGCAUCUGCGGGCCUCCUUUUAAGUGCCACCACCACGGCAACUGCGUCUUCGACAGAUUCCCAAUCGCAAUCUGUUCUGCCAUGCCCCACGAUAAUAAUGUCGAGCGUUACUCCUCCCGCUACUUCUCCCACUGUGCCUACGACGACAGUAACAACACCGACGCAUCCUAUGUUGACGACAAGAAGAGAUUCUACCACGCAAUGCGGAAGACUUGGCAGAAGGGAUUCCAGAAGUCACGCAAGUCCCGAGAGAAGAAGUUCGAGACUUCAGAGACAAAACACCGCAUUUGAUGAAAGCUUGCCUCCGGGACCUAGUCGAAGAGGAUCCCAACCCACAGCUUUAAGUCCAGACGUGGAUGAUACGGGACGAAAAGCAAGAAGGGAUUCAUUAAGCCCAGACUCGGCAUCCAGGGGAAGGCGUGAUUCAAGAUCACACUUAAGUCCGGACAGGUCGGGAGAAAGAGACCUAAGUCCAGUCAGACGCAGUCGCCGUGGAAAACUUAGAAGACAAUCAACAAGCAUUGCGGGAAGACACGGCCAUAGGUCUCCAGAUAGUUCCAGUUGUUCCUCUCGAGAUCCCAGCCCAUGCAAUCGCGGUCCGCCACCUACCACUGAAAAUUAUAGACCAGCAAUCAGACGACAAUCCACAACAGAAGAAAUUCUUAUAGCCAGAGGUUUUCGCCGUCAGUCUACUACCGAGGAAAUGAUAAGAUGUAGAAAUUUUCGAAGACAAUCGUCACAAAGUGACGAAUGCCAAAGAUAUCGAGGUAGAAGAGAUUCGUCCGUUCAAAUAGUGGACGGAACCGUUGCAUCCAUGACAGUAGAGACUAGCAGUACGUUUUUUGAUUCCAGUACUCAAACAGGUUGGCAAUCGAUCCAACGGGGGUGGGGUUCGGCACAGUUUGUUAUCCGGACGCAAGACAACGACGUCUCCGACGUCCGACCAAACAGUGCGUUCCACAUCGGCGACGAACGCGGAUCACAUUCAAACUCACUCCGUUGCAAACUGUGCAUGCACCCUGUCGUGUUGUCGUUUCAAUUGUCCUGUUGCGUCUUGAAACAUUCUCCCACCCCUAAAUAA